Molecule: messenger RNA, 4011 nt
Organism: Linum trigynum
Lineage: Eukaryota; Viridiplantae; Streptophyta; Magnoliopsida; Malpighiales; Linaceae
Source: the annotation of a GenBank genome assembly
UACCCGAACAGGUAUUACCCGAUCCGAAUCGCACUUAAUAUGAGACACAUAUUAAUAUUGAGAUCCACCCGUUUGCCAUCACUAUGUUACAUUAACAUUUCAGGAAUCUUUUUUCCGUCAAAGGUGCAGUCUUGUUAAACCAAAACCGGGAUUUUGACAGUAGAAUUAAUACACUGAGAGGUGGUGGCUUUCAAAAACUUGGAACACAUUAAAUGAAACAUAACAUAUACCUCCAAAUCCAAUUGUGAGACUGAGAGUUAUUUCUUCGACCCUUCCUUCCCCUCCCUCCAGCUUCCCCGAACCAGCCCUUGAAGUCACCAUUAGUAAGUCUCUGCCCAACUUUAACCGGAAAAUUCUUUGUUUGGACAAUUCCAGUACUUUGGAAUUUUGGAUUCAUGGAGUCAAAGGCACCAUCUUUGAUUUUUCAAACUCCCUCUGCCCCACCCCCACCCCUUAUUUAAACUCCCACCCUCCACUUGAGCUGCUCUGAUCCAUCCAUCCAUUCCUCCAUCAGUUUCAGUUUCAUCAAUCAAUUUCUGCUUGCCCCUGCCAACUACUUUUCUUCUCAUCCAUUCAGCUUAGCUUCGUUGAACUCCAACACAACACAACACAAGGUGAGGAAAUUUAAUUAAUGCCUUCCCUUCCUAACCUAAUUUACUGCUAGCUACCUUGAUCAGCUGAUGAUUGCCUGUGAUCAGUCGUCUGUCUUAAUUUCGUCUUUUGCCUCCUUUCUUUUGGGUUGUGUUCUCUACUUCUCUUUAUGUUUGCUAGAAUGCUUCUUCUUCUUCUUCUUCUUAAUCAUCUUCAUCAGUUUUCCUCUCCAAGAUUGUUCCCUCCCCCGAUCGAUCACUCUUGUCAGCACAUGCACCCUAGCUAGUGAAACAUUGAAAUACACUAUCUUAUCUGGGUCUGCUUAAUUCCUUCCUGUGAUUGAACAUUGGAGUGGAAGGCCAAGCUUGUGUUCUGAGUUCUAUCGAGUUGACCGAAAGCAGGGUAGUAGUGGUUGGUUUCCAUCGAGUUGAGUCACCGAGUCAGAACUGAGUUAGUUAGUUCAUCUCCUCCUGAGAUGGAUCUCGACCGUCAGAUAAUUUCGUCGUCGGCGUAACUCCUCUCAUCUACUCUUCUCCCAGUCGCUGUCUCGCGUCUGUGUAGUGUUUGUUUCUGUAAUAUUUAUUUCGUUUGCCUGCCCUCUUUCUCCCACCACCCUCCAUGACCAGUCCUUGUCUGGCGGCUUUCUGUUCUCUGUCAUUUUUGUUUGACAUUAUUGUUUAAUGUAUAUACGUUUCUUUGCGACGUACGGAUUGCUAUUAUUAUUGCUAUUAUUUUAUGAAUUCGGGUUUGAUAUUAUUAAAUUAACUACUGGUUGGUUCGUAUUUUUUUAUAUAUAUGGAAAUGGUCAUUUCCUUCCCACUUCGUUGACAAGUAGCCAAACGACAAAAAAAAGUAGCCAAAAACUCAACGACAUCUGACUGAAAUAUAUAAACAAAAUAGUCAUUUAAUUUAUCGCUUGUACCCAGUCCCAAAGUACUGCUUUGACACUUCAACAAAACAGUUACCACCGAAUCCCUCCCCUUGUUUCGCCCCAAAUUGGGCAGAAACCAACAAAAAUUUACGUAAUAGUUUUCUCGAUUGUCGUGUCAGAUAAUAAUAAUACUAUUAUUAUUGUCAUAUUUGUUUUGCGUGAUUGGUCUCUGUUGACCCAUUGUAUCGUAUGUUCUCGGUCUAGAUAUUGAUGCAUUAAUUUAAUUGUUUUUGCAUGGCUUUGGGCUUUUGGCAGAUAAUUAAUAAGGUUUAGCCACACCAUUAAACGGGAUGAUCGUGGUGAGGACCCCAAGCUUCGGAAGGUUAGAACAUGCAAAGAAACCUCUUGCUGCUCUCACAGCCAAAAACAACAACACCAUCAUCAUGGCCAACAACCACCCCCAGGUUCUUCUGGGAAGGUCAAUGAGUUUCAAGGACUGGGAGGAGGAGGAGGAGUGCAUUGACAACAACAACAACACCAACACCAUCAUGACCAAGAAGAAGCAAACCUCGUCGUCGUCGUUAGUUCACGAAGCGAUGAGCAUAAAGAAGCCGAGCAUUGUGGUCCCCGAGCCGGUGGUGUUCUUCUCCCCGCGGCCGGCCAGCGAGCUGGACGCCGCCGCGACGACGGUCCAGAAGGUGUACAAGAGCUACCGCACCAGGAGGAACCUGGCCGACUGCGCGAUCGUCGCCGAGGAGCUUUGGUGGAAGGCGCUGGAUUUCGCCGCCCUGAGGAGGACCUCCGUGUCCUUCUUCCACGGCGACAAGCACGAGACGGCCGUCUCCAAGUGGUCCCGUGCGGCCAAGAGGGCCGCCAAAGUUGGCAAGGGGCUCAUGAAAGAUGGCAAGGCGCGGAAGUUGGCGCUGCAACACUGGCUCGAAGCGAUCGACCCACGCCAUCGAUAUGGACACAAUCUCCACUUGUACUACGAUGUCUGGUCUGGCACCAAAAGCACCCAGCCUUUCUUCUACUGGUUGGAUAUAGGAGACGGGAAAGAGGUAAACCUGGGGAAAUGCCCGAGGGUCAAUCUGCAGAAGCAAUGUAUUCAGUAUCUUGGGCCGAAAGAGAGAGAAGCUUAUCGAGUGGUUGUGGAGGACGGGAAGCUGGUCUACCUCCAAUCAGGAACGCCAUUGACCACGAGCGAGGAGUCAAAGUGGAUAUUUGUGCUGAGCACAACCAGGAACCUGUACGUCGGGCAGAAGAAGAAGGGCAAAUUCCAGCACUCCAGCUUCCUCUGCGGCGGGGCCACAACUGCCGCCGGAAGGCUCGUCGCCCACCACGGCGUUCUCGAGGCAAUCUGGCCGUACAGUGGGCACUACCUCCCAACAGAGGAAAACUUCAAGGAGUUCAUCGGCUUCCUCGAUGAACACAGCGUGGAUUUGACCAACGUCAAGAGGUGCUCAAUAGACGAGGACAGCAUAUCGAUCAUUCCAGAAGAACACAAAACAGAAGGGGAGUCGGCGGCAGAGGUGACGGAGGAGGAGGAGGAAGGAGUUGUUGAAGGGAAAGAGGCAGAGGAAGCAGAAGCGGCGAUGGCGGUGGUGGUGGAAGAAGCGAAGGCGGGAAUGUUUGACGCGUCGAGGAGGCUGUCGUGCAAGUGGAACAGCGGAGUUGGGCCGAGGAUCGGGUGCGUGAGGGACUACCCGCUCGAGAUGCAGUCCAGGGCCCUCGAGCAGGUCAACUUGUCUCCCAGGCCGAGUCCAGAUUACUCACACAAUCGGCCCAUUCCUUCCCCGAGGCCCAGCCCAAGGAUUCGACUCUCCCCUCGGCUUGCUUACAUGGGCCUUCCUAGCCCAAGGGUUUCCGUCGCCUCUGCCUAAUAGUUAAGCUUCUCUCUUCCUGCUACAACUAUCUUCCCUCGUUCAACGCCUCUUGCUCUUUUGUUUCUCGUUUCUUUAAUUCUUUCCUUCUUUUUUUUCCUUCUUUUGUCUAACUUUCUAGAUUGUUCCUUAAUUCUUUUCCUCCCUUUAUCGAUAAUGAAAUCUUGAUAAUAAGAUGUAUAUUAGGGAUAAAAGGUGUCCUAGUUCUAGGGAGCUUCUAUUACUUGUAACUCAAGUAACUCAUGUAAUCCUGGUCUUAGUGGUGUUGCUCUUUGUUGUAAUCUCGAGUUAUAAAUACCCUACAGCUUCCUAAUAAUACAAACCAGGUUCAAACUUUAUUGUGGUACAAAGUCUUAUUGUGUGUUAGAACACAAAAAUCCACAUAUCAAAACCGAGAGAUGUUAUGUUCUCUCUUUACCCUCAAUAUUCGGUCCUUUGAUUGCUUUGAACUCUAAAUCUGUGAGCUUCGCUCGUCGGCGCAUCAUAAAAUAGCAAAAUCGGUGGUAUUACCAUUGAGUCAAACCCUUGAGACAGAGGAAACUUAGAGAAGAAAUUAGGGCUAUAGCCCAAGGAAUUGGCAAUGCAAAACAAGUUCUUACAAAGAGGCAGUGCAAUAGGAUAUGUAUGAUGGCGUUGCAAUUGAAAUGCUAAUGAAAUAUGGAUCGAAAG